Phlebotomus papatasi is the source of this 744-nucleotide messenger RNA. It is a transcript of the gene Arpc3A, whose product is annotated as actin-related protein 2/3 complex subunit 3. Gene Ontology annotation, molecular function: actin filament binding. The record is from RefSeq and is a predicted model, not a curated record. The coding region runs from base 135 to 668 and encodes 177 amino acids. Gene Ontology annotation, cellular component: Arp2/3 protein complex; cytoskeleton. Gene Ontology annotation, biological process: regulation of actin filament polymerization; Arp2/3 complex-mediated actin nucleation. The transcript has 3 exons. NCBI's taxonomy places the organism in Eukaryota, Metazoa, Arthropoda, Insecta, Diptera, Psychodidae.
CCAAAUUGCCCCAAAAUCAUUUCCCCUCUGUCGCUGUGGGAGUUGUUAUGAUUCAUUGAUCACUAAAAAUCACAUAAAUCUACUUAAAAUACGCAAAUUUCUUUAAUUUUCUCCUACAUAACGUUAAGAUUAAUAUGCCGGCAUACCAUUCGCAAUUACGUGACUAUUCCCAAUCCCUGGGAAAUAUGGCACUAUUGCCACUUAGAACGCAACAUCGGGGUCCAGCACCAACCACAAACAACGAGCAAGAUAUCAUUGAUGAGGCUCUGUACUACUUCAAAGCAAACAUCUUCUUCCGGACAUUUGAGAUCAAAUCGGAAGUUGAUCGUGUGCUUAUUUAUGUUACGCUCUACAUAACUGAGUGUCUGAAGAAACUCCAGAGAUGCUCAAACAAGAAUCAAGGUCACCAGGAGAUGUAUUCCUUGGCUAUAUCGAAAUUCGAUAUUCCGGGAGAGGCAGGAUUUCCACUGAAUUCCGUGUAUGCCAAACCCUCAACGAGCCAGGAAGCAGAUCUAAUGCGUCAGUAUUUCCUGCAAUUGCGCCAAGAGACUGGGAAUCGGGUCUGUGAGAAAGUAUUCUGCGGAGACGACGGAAAGCCAAGUAAGUGGUGGCUGUGUUUUGCCAAAAAGAAAUUCAUGGACAAAUCCCUAUCUGGUCCAGGUCAAUAAAAAUAUUCCAAGAAAAAAAUAGAACCCAAAAAAAUCAAGUUUAAUUUUUUUUAACAAAAGAGCAUUUAAUGUCCUA